Messenger RNA from Cinara cedri, 753 nucleotides. The record is from the annotation of a GenBank genome assembly. Lineage: Eukaryota; Metazoa; Arthropoda; Insecta; Hemiptera; Aphididae.
GUGAUUCUCAACUUUUAGCGUUUGCGGAUGAUCUUAAAAUAUUUUUUCCUAUCAACUCUGUUAAUGAUUAUGUCCUCCUUCAGAAUGGUUUAAACAGACUAAUAUCUUGGGCGGAAUUCUUAGGUCUUUAAUUUAACGUUUCUAAAUGUCAUUCUAUGGCCUUUACUCAUACCAGAAACCAAUUAAAAUUCAAAUAUACCAUUAAUAAUAAUAUUAUUUUGUCACUUAAUAAGUCUGUUCAUUACCUAGGUUUUAUCCUACGUUUAGCCUUAAUCUGCAUAUUGAGAACGGUUUUUGUAAGGUACAAAAAACCUUAGGCUUUAUCAAACGAAUAGCACAUGGGUUUAAAUUGUCUGCACCAAUUAAGGCUUUAUACUAUGCAUUUUUCAGAACUAUUCUGGAAUAUGGGACCCCUCUGCAGCUAUGUCCUCUUAUCAACUUGAAAGAGUUCAACGUAAGUUCCUGAGGUUUGCCAGCUUUGUUCUCAAAAUAGACUACCUCCUUCAUGAUUACACUACAGUAUUAGCAUAUCUGCAGUUAGCUUUUUUAGCUGAUCGCAGACAUAAUACCAAUCUUACUUUCAUUAAUAAUGUACUUAAUGGCAAAAUUGAUUCUCCGUAAAUUGUCUCAAAUUAACUUCAAAAUUUCUUCCUGCACCUCACGUCAUUCUGUCCCAUUCCACAUCCAAUCGCUUCAUUCUUACUAUUAAAAAACCAACCGCUCUGUCGUUGUAUGCUACAAGCCAAUUCGGAC